Messenger RNA from Podarcis raffonei (Aeolian wall lizard), 1146 nucleotides. RefSeq lists its product as uncharacterized. The transcript has 4 exons. The record is from RefSeq and is a predicted model, not a curated record. The coding region runs from base 24 to 968 and encodes 314 amino acids. Lineage: Eukaryota; Metazoa; Chordata; Lepidosauria; Squamata; Lacertidae.
GGAGGUCUCUGGCUACUGUGUCCAUGGGGCCUGGUCACAUGACCCCAGGGUCCACCCUGGGUGUCAUCCGAUGGCCAAGCCUACAAGAAGGGCGGGCAGGAGGAAGCCUCUCCCCAUCCUUCGUUUGGCCAAGUUGCAGAAAAGGGAAGGAGAAGCAGGUGUCCCUGGCUGAGCUGUCCAGGCUCCUCACACGUUUUCCUUGGGGCCGAUCUCUCCACUGUGACACCAACAUGGAUCCAGCGGUUGCCUUCCUCCUCCUCGGCUUCACCUUCCAAGCUACAAGCGCAGACAGUCCUGCAGCGACCCACGCUGAAUUAGACCCCAAAGAUGUGGGGCACUCGGUCAGUCUUCCUGUUGUGAUUCCAAAAGGGACCAUUUUCUCGGGUCUCAUGUUGAGGUCCACUGGCCCACCCAGCAAGGCCGUCGCUAUGUGGGAGCAAGGGAAGCCCGUCACGGUCCUAGACCCGAGGUAUUCCGAAAGGGUGUCAUUCCUGGAAGAGGAACCUGCCUUCCAAAUCCAUAACCUCACCUUGGAAGACGGAGGAGGCUAUGACAUUUCGAUGUUCACCCAGGAAGGCUCCAAGACGCUGAACCGCUACACGCUCUUCGUCUUCCACAUCAACAUCACGGGACAAAGGCUGGCCAACAGCUCCUGCGACCUCAAUUUGCUGUGUGAGGCAGGAGCUGGAGCCAAAGUUCGGGUGACCUACUCCUGGAAGAAUACAAAAACGGGGGACACGGCGUCUGACAACGCCAGGCUGCACCUCACCUUGAACGCCAAGAACAAAGAGGACUCUUACACCUGCUCCGCGCAGGCCUUGGGGACCCAGAAAGCUUGGGAGGUCUUGCCCUAUGCUUCGUGCCCAAAAUCUGCAGCUGCAGGACUUUUUGCGGCCAGCCUGUUCUUCUUCCACGUUGCCAGAGCUGUUUUGGCACCUGCCCUCAUCACCAUCUUCAUGCUCCUGUAAAUAGCCAGUGGCUCUGCAGCUGCUUCCUGAGCAAAGUGUGGAAAUCCAGCCUCCUCCUCUCGUUUUCCAGUGCUCCCACUUCUCGUCCGCCCCUUGCUCUGGUUCCCCUUUGCAGUCAAACCUCAGUUGUCAAACGUAAUCCAUUCCAGAAGACUGUUCAACUUCUGAUUGGUUGCAG